UCCAGUAUUUUACUGAUCUUUUUUUUCAAUGAUUUGACUAAUAAGCAAUUUUGAAAUUUUCACCUCUGCAUUUAACUUCCGGUAAAAAUUGUUUUGAUUGCCGACGAAUAAUUUUGAGAAAAGAUUCAAGAUGCUUGUGCCAAUUUUCACCCUCAAUUUCAAGCAUAAAGUAAACCCUCACAUGGUCACUAUUGGAAAGUAUGAUGGAAUACACUGCUCUUUGACAUGUGCUACCACAGCUGGCAAGGUUAUUGUACACAAUCCACACAACAGGAACCAGCCUGGUCGUAGUUCAGACGGCGAUUUAUCUCUCCUUAGUAUCAACCAACAGAUUAGCUCAGUGUGCGCUGGGAAAUUAAAUACAAAUAUACAAAAUGAUGUAUUAGCUGUCGGGACACAAACAAACCUUAUGGUAUAUGAUGUAGAGAAAAAUGCAGAUCUGUUCUAUAAAGAUACCCCAGAUGGUUCUAAUGCAGUUGUUAUAGGAAAACUUGGAGGUAUAUCAUCGUCGAUGGCGAUUGUUGGCGGUAACUGUUCUAUACAGGGAUAUGAUAUGGAGGGAAAUGAAAACUUUUGGACAGUAACUGGUGACAAUGUUUGUUCUUUAACACUUCUAGACUUCACAAGUAAUGGACAAAAUGAGUUGAUAGUAGGCUCGGAGGAUUAUGAUAUACGUGUGUUCAGAGAAGAUGAGAUUAUUGCUGAGAUGACAGAAACAGAGGCAAUCACAUGUUUAUGUCCGAUGGAGACAGCAAAGUUUGGUUAUGCCCUAGCUAAUGGAACAGUUGGUGUAUAUGAAAGAUCCUCUAGAUACUGGAGAAUAAA
Ruditapes philippinarum (Manila clam) is the source of this 825-nucleotide messenger RNA. Its product is annotated as Bardet-Biedl syndrome 2 protein homolog. The record is from RefSeq and is a predicted model, not a curated record. Gene Ontology annotation, cellular component: neuron projection; motile cilium; ciliary basal body. Gene Ontology annotation, molecular function: protein binding. Gene Ontology annotation, biological process: non-motile cilium assembly. Lineage: Eukaryota; Metazoa; Mollusca; Bivalvia; Venerida; Veneridae.